AUGCAGGCAAUCGAACUUGAGCUUGAAGUCACAGUUAAGACUCAUGAAGUAAGAUCUGAGUAUGAGCGGCAAAUUGAAGAGCUUUUAGAAUUGACUUGCUUGAAGGUGCUGUUGGAGCUUUCUAGACAUGUUCAGUUGUUUUCAUCAUUUAUGAAGAAAUGGUGUUUGCAGUAUCUCUCUUUGUUAGUACAGUUCACUUGGCAAAAUAGCAUCAUGCGUGCUAUGAUGGCCAAGGAAAGAACCAAGCUAAUAGAAGAACAACGUAAUUUAAGUGAUUCCUCGGAAAUAAUGUCUCCUGGUGCAAGAAAUUCAAGGAUUUUUGCACUUGAAAACAUGCUUGCUACUUCUUCUAGCACCGUGUUAUCUCUGGCAUCACAAUUGUCAGAAGCAGAAGAGCGCGAGCGGGGUUUCAAUGGCAGGGGGCGUUGGAAUCAAGUUCGGUGCCUGUUACGAGAUAAAGAAGUUGCAUACAGAGAGAAGGAUUUGGAAAUAAGAGAUUUGAAGGAAAAAGUAGUAAGCCUCAGUAGUUCGCUCAGGAAGUUGGAGAAUAAGAAUGCUGAACUUAUGCAUCAGAACUCAGCGUUGAAGAAAUCUGAAAAUGGACACAAGUAUGAUUUGCGCAAGCUAGAUUCACGGACAUCAUUCAUCUUGGAGGACAUGGAUAUAUCUGACUCAGAUGAUGAGUGGAUAGCCUCAGGAAAGCCAAAGACUAAAAAGAGAAAGUCCAAAUAUGGAAGUUCAAGUGAGGGAUUCAAUGCGCAAAGUAGUAAUGACUCUGGAGGCUUCAAGUUAGAUAGUACUGGUGAGGGGAUAGUCAGUGUUGUGAAGAAAAGCGAGUCGGGCGUAUGCUGCUCUUGUAGCAAGACUUCCUCCUGCAAAACAACUAAAUGUCAAUGUCGAACUACUGGAGGAGCCUGUGGGCCAUCAUGUGGUUGUGUGCCUGCUAAGUGUUCAAAUAGAGAAUCCAGCCUAGUUGAGGUACAUGGGUCUCCAGAAGAAGAAACUGCUCAAGGAAUUGGAAAUGAUGAAGGCACUGAUGAAACAGAGAAGAAUCAGCAUCUUGCUUCUCAGGGUGCCAGGUUACUUCAGAAUGCAUUAGUUGAGAGGCCUAGUGAAACAACUGAUGAUGGUGGACCAAGAAGAAAAGCUCUUUCAGAGAUCGGAAAUACGUUGGCCAAAUCCAAUGCACCGAAGCCUAACCAGAGAAACAAAUGGCGAAGAACCACAAUCCAACUGGUUACAAAUGCUCCGCCUCCCUCGCAGCCAGCAACUGCUGAAGCACCUCAAAGGCCAGAUAAAGGGGCACCAGAGGUACCCAUCCCUAUGAAGCUUCCUCAAGGGGCAGAUAAAGGGGCACCAGAGGCACCCAUCCCUAUGAAGCUUCCUAGGGCAAUGCGAUCAGCUGCAUCAAAUGGUGGCAACUUAUUUAGAGAAAGGAAUUCUGAUAAAGCAGAUCAAUCUGGUGUCAAUAAGGAGGCCGGUGUUCCUGCUCCAAGAAGUCCUCUGCGGCAGAACAAAACAUCAGAUGAGAAGGAGAACUGUGGCCUUUAA
This is a messenger RNA of Rosa rugosa (rugosa rose), 1551 nucleotides long. RefSeq names its product kinesin-like protein KIN-4C. The coding region runs from base 1 to 1551 and encodes 516 amino acids. The record is from RefSeq and is a predicted model, not a curated record. Lineage: Eukaryota; Viridiplantae; Streptophyta; Magnoliopsida; Rosales; Rosaceae. Gene Ontology annotation, molecular function: microtubule motor activity. The transcript has 9 exons. Gene Ontology annotation, biological process: microtubule-based movement; mitotic spindle organization.